ACAUAUCUGAAGAGCAUCCAUUAAAUUACACACUGAUAUUGAAGCCAUUUUGAAACGUCACAAUUUGUCAAUAGAGUUCUGUCGGACGCCCCUACACGGGAAAGGGGAGCUUUUAAAGCCGGUGAUUUUUUCACAUCCUGCUUUGAUCAGCAGCAGCAGGGGGCUGUUUGUGGUCGUCUCGCGGGGUCAGUCAAACAUUGAAGGGAUGGGAUGUAACUUCACUUGAAAAUAGACAGCGUGUGGUGUUAAAAUGCUGGGAUGAGGGCAUAGUGGAAGUUCAGUGUGGAGCACGGAGGAGCAGAAGCCCACAGAGGGGGGGGGGCGUGCCACGUGCCACUCACAGCUCAGCCUGAGCCCUCUGCUGCCUAGAUGGAGGGGCUCCACUGGGUGCAGCACCGCUGGAGGCAGCUGCUGGGGAGACAUUCAGGGAGGGGCUGGACCUCUGCCCCUGCUGGACCACCAGAGAAGACAUCCCAGGAGGCCCAUGGUUCUCCGCAGGCAGUCAGUCGGAAACGGAGAACAGUGUUUGCCCGCAAUGGGCCCCACCCCCAGGAGUAUGAAGCGACCUCCAGGGGCUACAUGGGCAACGCCAUCCGCUCCUCCAAGUACACCCUGCUGACUUUCAUCCCCAUGAACCUGUUCCAGCAGUUCCACAGGGCUGCCAACCUCUAUUUCCUGUUCCUGGUGUUACUGAACUGGGUGCCAGUGGUUGAAGCCUUUCAGAAAGAAAUCACCAUGAUUCCUCUGCUGGUGGUUCUCACUGUAAUCGGCAUCAAGGACGCCCUGGAAGACUUCAGAUGCUACCUGUUUGACAAGAAGGUCAACAACAAUGUGGUGCGAGUGUUUUGUGGGUAAGUCAGCCUCUUUAGCUGAAAUGUUCU
Notothenia coriiceps (black rockcod) is the source of this 881-nucleotide messenger RNA. RefSeq names its product probable phospholipid-transporting ATPase VD. Gene Ontology annotation, cellular component: plasma membrane. The transcript is spliced from 3 exons. Gene Ontology annotation, biological process: phospholipid translocation. NCBI's taxonomy places the organism in Eukaryota, Metazoa, Chordata, Actinopteri, Perciformes, Nototheniidae. Bases 370 to 855 code for a protein of 161 amino acids. The record is from RefSeq and is a predicted model, not a curated record. Gene Ontology annotation, molecular function: ATPase-coupled intramembrane lipid carrier activity.